Fraxinus pennsylvanica is the source of this 1707-nucleotide messenger RNA. The record is from the annotation of a GenBank genome assembly. NCBI's taxonomy places the organism in Eukaryota, Viridiplantae, Streptophyta, Magnoliopsida, Lamiales, Oleaceae.
AUGGUGCUCGAAGGAGGAAAGAACGAGAGCGUUCUUCCCUCACAUGUUCAAGAAGAAGUCCAUAACUCUGUUGAUUCGGGCCAUGCACGAUUACACGAGCUGGGCUACAAACAAGAACUCAAGCGUGAUCUCUCGGUGUUAUCGAACUUUGCCUUUUCAUUUUCGAUAAUAUCAGUGCUCACCGGUGUGACUACACUGUACAAUACGGGAUUGACUUUUGGUGGGCCGGUUUCCGUGGUCUAUGGAUGGCUUAUUACGGGAUGUUUCACCAUGUUUGUUGGUCUGUCCAUGGCUGAAAUAUGCUCUUCGUAUCCUACUUCUGGGGGACUCUAUUAUUGGAGCGCGAAGCUUGCGGGUCCAGGCUGGGCACCCUUUGCCUCAUGGAUCACUGGAUGGUUUAAUAUUGUUGGCCAGUGGGCUGUUACAACAAGUGUAGAUUUUUCACUAGCACAAUUGAUUCAGGUGAUAAUUCUACUUAGCACAGGCGGAAAGACUGGAGGUGGAUACGAAGCCUCGAAAUAUGUAGUUAUUGCAUUUCAUGGUGGAAUUCUGCUAUUACAUGCUAUCUUGAACUGUCUUUCUAUCUCGUUGUUAUCCGUGAUCGGACAGCUUGCUGCUGCCUGGAAUGUAUUAGGAGUCUUUGUUCUUAUGAUCCUCAUUCCCUCAGUUGCAACAGAAAGAGCCAGUGCCAAAUUUGUUUUUACUCACUUCAACACAGAUAAUGGUGAAGGAAUUAACAGCAGAAUUUACAUAUUUGUUCUGGGACUUCUCUUGAGUCAGUAUACCAUAACAGGGUAUGAUGCAUCUGCCCAUAUGACAGAGGAAACCAAGAAUGCAGAUGAGAAUGGACCAAAAGGAAUAAUAAGUUCCAUCGGCAUAUCUAUAAUCGUUGGAUGGGGUUAUGUACUUGGUAUCACCUUUGCAGUAACUGACAUUCCACAUCUUUUGAACCCAGACAAUGAUUCUGGUGGUUAUGCCAUUGCUGAAAUAUUCUACCAAUCUUUCAAGAGUAGAUAUGGCAAUGGUGUUGGUGGAAUUAUUUGCUUGGGUAUAGUAGCUAUUGCCAUAUUUUUCUGUGGCAUGAGUUCGAUUACCAGCAACUCCAGGAUGGCUUAUGCAUUCUCAAGAGAUGGUGCCAUGCCAUUAUCAUCAUUUUGGCACAAAGUUAACAAGCAAGAGGUCCCCGUAAAUGCCGUCUGGUUAUCAGCUUUUAUGGCAUUUUGCAUGGCCUUGACGUCACUUGGAAGCAUAGUAGCAUUUGAAGCGAUGGUAUCAAUAGCAACCAUUGGACUUUACAUAGCUUAUGCACUGCCAAUCUUUUUUCGAGUGACUUUGGCUCGAAAAUCUUUCAAUCCUGGGCCUUUUAACUUGGGGCGGUUUGGAGUCCUUGUCGGUUGGAUUGCAGUCCUCUGGGUGGUAACAAUUUCAGUUCUCUUCUCCUUGCCAGUUGCCUAUCCCAUUACUACGGAAACUCUCAAUUAUACUCCUGUUGCUGUUGGUGGCCUACUCAUUCUUACUGUUUCAUCUUGGAUCCUAAGUGCUAGAUAUUGGUUUAAAGCAACAUUGCAGUUGUUGCCACUGAACCUACUCAUGCUAGGUUACUCUAAUACACUAAUAAACCAAAUGAUCAUCAAAGACGGGGAGCCUGAACUGCUGAGAGAGCAGUUUGCACUGCUGCUAAUAGGUGGAUGCCAAGAUUGGGACUAG